UCUGACUGACCAACAGAACAGUCCGGUUCCACGAGACCAUCGGACCAGUGGCUUGUUUAAACUCGCGGGUUUCCUUCAUUUUAGUUUAUUUUAGUUUGUUUGUUUGAACCAAUCUUAGUUUAAUCGUUAAAAUGAGGUGGUGUCUCCCCGUCGUGGUGCUGUUCUGCAGUACGGUCUGCGCUCAGAAGGCGGACGAGGACAAGGCGAUAGCAUGGCUCACAGAGCUGUACAAGAAAGAUGCAGGCAUCUCACAAUCACCCGAUAGCCGUUUUGGCAGCGGUGGCGGUAGCGGUGGCGGGAGCGGUAGCGGUAGCGGAAGCGGUAGCGGGGGCGGUCUCAAUUUAUCACCUGCUAAAACUAAUAACAAAAAUCAAAGGGCCUGUGUGACGGAAGACACUCAAGAAAAUGGCUUUUGUACGAAAGCCUCCAACUGUAAUAAAGAGCCGGAGAAAUUGGACACGAGUACCAACUUCAUAUUGAGGGAAGGUAACCCAUGCCACUACCUCGAAGUCUGCUGCCCGCCCAACCGCACGCGGUCUAAGCCCAAGAAGCCCGAGCCGACGCAGGAGGUGGGCUGCGGCUUCAGCAACCCUGGCGCCAGCGUCUUCCGCGAGAAGACCGGCAGCUCCAAGAGUGGUUAUGCCGACUAUGGCGAGUUCCCCUGGAUGGUGGCUUUGCUGAAGAGUGGACCGUCUGGCUGGUUGGAUGAGAACUAUCUGGGUGGAGGAACGAUCAUCCAUCCGUCCGUGGUGAUGACUGUCGCACACAAAGUGGAUAACUUGGAUCCCAGUGAGUUGAAGUGCCGCGCCGGCGAGUGGGACACGCAGACCGAGAACGAGAUAUACAUGCACCAGGAGAGAGCAGUCAGUAAGAUCAUCAUCCACGAAGACUUCUUUAGAGUCCACGUCCACAACAACAUAGCGCUGCUGAUCCUCAAGGAGCCGUUCAUAAAGGAGCCGCACGUCAACGUGGCCUGCCUCAGCAUGGCGCUGCCGCCCCCCGGGACCGUCUGCUACAGCAUGGGCUGGGGGGAGGACUUCACCCGCGGCAAGAAGUACGCCAACUUGCUCAAGAAGAUCACAUUGCCUCUCGUGGGUCAUGACGACUGCCAGACCCGCUACCGCAACUCGAAGCUCGGCUCGCGCUACUCGCUGCACCGCUCGCUCACGUGUGCAGGCGGCGAGGCCAUGGUCGACACGUGUCUCGGGGACGGCGGCUCGUCGCUUGUGUGUCCAGUAGGGAACAUCGCCGACCUGCGCUACUCCGUGGUGGGCAUGGUGGCGUACGGGCUGGAGUGUGGCGCCGCCAACAUCCCCGGUGUGUACGCCAGCGUGCCCGAGCUGUUCGACUGGGUGGGCGAGCAGCUGACGCGCCAGGGCUUCAACCGCACGGCCUACGAGGUGGACGCCAGCACGCAGUUCAAGCUACGGGACUAGACGAUGAUAUAUAUAAUUAAACUGAGGCUGAGAUAGA
This is a messenger RNA of Bicyclus anynana (squinting bush brown), 1473 nucleotides long. Its product is annotated as phenoloxidase-activating factor 2. Gene Ontology annotation, molecular function: serine-type endopeptidase activity. Lineage: Eukaryota; Metazoa; Arthropoda; Insecta; Lepidoptera; Nymphalidae. Bases 132 to 1436 code for a protein of 434 amino acids. The transcript has 9 exons. The record is from RefSeq and is a predicted model, not a curated record. Gene Ontology annotation, biological process: proteolysis.